GGCAAAGGAUACUUGGUGACCAACAUGUAUGAGAUGGGUUAUGACGAUGUUAUUACUACAUUUGAUGUGAAUGAGAAUGGCAGAACCAUUGCCUAUGCAUGGGAGACUGACCAAGUACCGAAAGGUGUCAAUAUUGUCAAGUUGGGACCUAAGUUGGAAGAACUAAAUGGUGAUGAUACUGGAAUUAACUUCACUGAAGAGUUUUUACUUAGCUGCCCGGAGGUCAAGAAAGAUGGUGAAUGAAACAAGAAGUACUUGAAAGAGAUGAGGAGAAGAGCUAGAAAAGAACAAAAGGACAAAAAAGGGAUAGACCCGGAUGACAUGGCGUUUACCCCAGACUUCUAUUUAUCUUGACAGCCCACUGGUUUGAGUCUUUUUGGGGUACCUUCUUCACGCCUUUUUAUUUUAAAUGGUUAAAAUUCUUGUUUGGAAUGUCCGAGGUUUGAAUAAAACCUCAAAACAUAAUUUAAUUGCUAGUUAUAUUGUUGCAAAUAAUGUGAGUUUGUGUUGUUUUCUUGAAACAAAAAUGACCACGGCUAAUUUUAAUAACUAUGUUUUAAAUAAAUGGCCGGGGUGGGUGUGUGAAACUAAUUUUAAUAAAAUAAAUGGUGGCCGUAUGGCGUUGAUGUGGAACCCGAAUGUUUUAAAUUGUGUUUUUAAUGCGGUGGAGACACAAUACAUGCACCUUAAAUGUGUGUGUCGUAUCUCCCAAAUCAGUUUUUUAGCUACCUUGGUGUAUCCGUUAUAUACCGCUUUGGAGCGUAAGGCAUUAUGGGAAGAACUUGCUAUCCUAGGGGAUGGUU
Messenger RNA from Cuscuta epithymum, 803 nucleotides. NCBI's taxonomy places the organism in Eukaryota, Viridiplantae, Streptophyta, Magnoliopsida, Solanales, Convolvulaceae. The record is from the annotation of a GenBank genome assembly.